CAAGGAGGACGAGAAGGGCUGUGCUGCUCACUUUCUUGUUUUCUUUUCUCACCAUUUAGGAGAGGGAAUUAAGCAUGUCUAAGGCAGGAGAGAGGACCCCUUCCACAACCUCUGUCGACUCAGCCUCAACAGACGGCAAGGCUAAAGACUCCCCAUCAGGUUCAGUCUCUGAAUCACCCAAGAAAUCAUCAAAGAAGUCCAAGAAAAGCACUGAGAGUAUGAACAAAGUCUACACUUCUGUGCUCAACAGUGUUUUUGGGGCAGAAAGAGAACUGGCUCAGGCUGAGUUAGAUGAGCUGCAAGAGGCCUUCAAAGAGUUUGACUACGACCAAGAUGGCUACCUGAACUACAAGGAUGUGGCUGAGUGCAUGAGGACAAUGGGAUACAUGCCCACAGAAAUGGAGCUGCUGGAGAUAGUACAACAGAUAAAGAUGAGAAUGGGUGGAUUAAUGGACUUUGAGGACUUUACUGAGCUGAUGGGACCCAGGAUGAUGGGAGAGACUGCUGACAUGCUGGGACUCAAGGAGCUCCAAUCUGCCUUCGUACAGUUUGACCUGGAUGGAGACGGAAAGAUCAACCAGGAUGAGAUGAAGGAGGCAGUGAAGUCGAUGCUGGGAGAGAAGCUGAAGAAAGGAGAACUGGAGGAGAUCCUUAAGGAGCUGGACAUUAAUGCAGAUGGAAACAUCGACUUUGAAGAGUUCGUGAUGAUGCUCUCCAUCCGCUAGCUGCUGAAAAGACUGGCCACAUGGACAGAAUACACAAACGCUUCUGAAUCAUU
Molecule: messenger RNA, 778 nt
Organism: Seriola dumerili (greater amberjack)
Lineage: Eukaryota; Metazoa; Chordata; Actinopteri; Carangiformes; Carangidae
Product: calcium-binding protein 2-like
Exons: 8
Coding region: 75-725 (216 amino acids)
Molecular function (GO): calcium ion binding
Source: RefSeq, a predicted model, not a curated record